AACAGUAGCACCACUACCGGUCCCGAUGAUAAAGAAACGUGGGUGCACACAAAAGGCUUGCCUGAAGGCCUGCCAGGCUGCAAAACCCAACAAGAAAGUCCUGAAGGCAUCGUGCCCCGAGGCCGACAUGUGCCGCUGCUCGUACGAAGACGACUGCACAGAAGACAUAUGCCGUGAGUACUGUAAAAAAGCACUGCCGAAUGGAAAGCUUAAAACUUCCAUGUGCAUAAACAACUACUGUUACUGCAAUAAAACAGAAGAAAGCAUGAAGAGGUCCGAAAUGGAAUGCAACUACAAAGCGUGUUUGAAUGAGUGCAAACAUAAAGGUCCUCAUAAAGUACUUCUGCAAGCCAGAUGCAACAGUCACAAUGAAUGCGACUGCGUGUACGAAGAGGAUGAAGAUGCUCGCAGUGUUUUCGACUUCCUCAAAGUAUGGAAUUCAUUUAAGCAAAGAAAUGAGAGGUCAGAAAUGG
Messenger RNA from Rhipicephalus microplus (southern cattle tick), 473 nucleotides. RefSeq lists its product as uncharacterized. The record is from RefSeq and is a predicted model, not a curated record. Lineage: Eukaryota; Metazoa; Arthropoda; Arachnida; Ixodida; Ixodidae.